Messenger RNA from Apis dorsata (giant honeybee), 2887 nucleotides. RefSeq lists its product as uncharacterized. Gene Ontology annotation, biological process: transmembrane transport; monocarboxylic acid transport. The transcript is spliced from 16 exons. The coding region runs from base 33 to 2885 and encodes 950 amino acids. The record is from RefSeq and is a predicted model, not a curated record. Gene Ontology annotation, molecular function: monocarboxylic acid transmembrane transporter activity. NCBI's taxonomy places the organism in Eukaryota, Metazoa, Arthropoda, Insecta, Hymenoptera, Apidae.
AAAAAAAAAAAAAAAAAAAAAAUUGGAACACGAUGAAUCGUGAAAAGGCGAAGAGGAAGGGGAUCGAUGGCGGUUGGGGGUGGUUAGUGUGUUUCGGAAGCAGCCUUAUCUCGCUCUCUUUAAGAUCCUUGGAUCCCUCGUUUGGCCUUCUCUUUCACGAUCUCUUCUUAGAGCUCGAUAUAGAUUCAAUGAGAGCAUCAUUGAUAAUGAGCAUUCUCGACGCUAUCGUCAAUUUUUCCGGUCUUUUGGUAGGACCUUUAUUGAAGAAGUACUCUUAUCGACAAGUAUCUUUCUUUGGAUCUCUUUUAAGUUGUAGCGGAUUGAUAUUGACAUCGAGGGCAAAUAGCAUGAUCCAUAUCGUUUGCACUUAUAGUAUUUUGGGAGGAUUAGGAACUGGAUUGGCGAUCGCAGCAUCUUUCGUCGCAUUGAACACAUUUUUUGACAAAAAGAGAGGACAGGCCGUAGGAUUUUCUAUGGCAGGCACAACAUUGGCAAUGAUGAUAGUGCCUCAGUUGAUACAUCUUCUUUUGGCUGCUUACGGGUUUCGUGGCGCGAUGUUAAUCGUUGGAGGAUGGGCAUUGCACUCCACCGUAGGCGCUUGUUUAUUACGUCCGCUUCGAGUCGAAAGUUCAAAACCCGUUGGGAAGCCCGUAAAUAAUUCCUCAGAGAAUGACACAUUACUACGGUUAAAUGAUGCCGAAACGACGAAAAAGGUCGAAUACGGUACGAACGAUUGCGAAAACAAUACCGCGACGUACGAGGAGAUAAAGCAACACGGCAAAGAAAACGAGUUGUUACGAAAAAUAAAGGAGACUUUCGAUUUGGAUUUAUUUAAGGAUGGCGUGUAUUUAAACAUCAUAGUCGGUCUGAGCUUAUAUUAUGUAGCCGAGUCCAAUUUCAAACUGAUGACGCCGUUCUUUUUGUCCAGUAUAGGAAUGAACAAAGCCGAGAUCGCUUCCUGUUUAUCGAUAACUGCGUUCACCGACAUUCUUGCCCGACUCACACUCCCAACCAUAUUCGAUAGAUUAAGAUUGAAAAAAAGGAUCGUGUUCUGGACGUUUUCCAUACUGGUUGGGAUUGGACGAUCGAUAAUGGUGACGCAAUCGAAAGGGACAUUUUUGAUAGUGACAUUCGUGAUAAUAGGAUUUUUACGGGGCGCAACUUUGGUGAAUUUAAAUCUCACCGUAUCCGAAUACUGUUCCUUGAGCAAAUUGCCGAGUGCCUUUGGGAUGUUUAUGGUGUCUAAAGGUUUAUUCGUCAUAAUGUUGAGUCCGUUGAUCGGAUACAUCAGAGAUGCCAGUAAAAGUUAUGCAAUUUGUAUACACGUGAUGACAUUAAUAAUAUCUGCCAUGUUCGUUACGUGGAGUAUUGAGUUUAUAUGCAAGAUAUUUAGAAAAGGAAAAUCCGAUUUAAAUAAAAAAACGCAAGAUGUAUCGAUGGAAAAGAGGAACACUAAUCCCAUGAUCAUGAUCGAUAAGAUGUCACACGGUGAAACUGAUAGAGGAUGGGCGUGGAUAAUAGUCGCCGGUGUCACUAUGUUGCAGCUAGCGAUACUUCCGAUACAACAAACUUUCGGUCUAAUCUUUAGAGAACGUUUCUUUUCACUCGAUAUCACCGCCACACAAACAUCGUUAAUUGUUCAUCUGAAUGGUACGAUCACGUGUAGCCUGGGUCUGAUAAGCGGUCCAAUGAUGAAGAGAUUCACGUUCAGAAAAGUCGCGUUUCUCGGCAGUUUCAUUGUCAUCAUUGGAAUCUGUGCAGCUGCAUACGCAAUCUCCUUGCCCUCCAUUAUCAUCACUUAUUGCAUUAUCGUGGGUAUCGGGCAUGGUAUCAUGUUUCCAGCCACGAAUCUCGCUAUGAACACGUAUUUUCGAAAGAAGAGGAACAUCGCCAUGGGACUGUCGGUCACGUUAACCGGCCUUGGACCUAUCCUGAUGCCCCUUUUAAUCGUGAAAUUAUUGGAAAAUUACGCGACCACCGGGACUCUUUUGAUCCUCUCUGCCAUAUCCAUGCACUCGUUGAUCGGAGCGUCACUUCUCAAACCAUUUAAGGAGAAACAAAUCUCAAGAAUAAAAAAGAGCAACGACAUCGAUGCAGUGAAAGAAAUUACCGUGAAAUUAAACGUGGAGAAUGGUGUCGAUCCCAAUUGUCGAUUAUUGGAAGAAGAAUCGGAAAAGAAAGGGAACGUGUCGAGUGAACGACAGAAGAACGCGAACAUGGAAAAGGUGAAAGAGGAGAAAAAAGUUUGGGCAACGAUUAUGGAACAGAUGGAUCUUGACCUUUUGAAGGAUGCUCGUUACGUAGCCAUUAUUUUAGGUAUGGGAAUAUCUUUAGUCGCGGAAACAAAUUUUAACACAAUGAUACCUUUCGUUCUUACCGAACUUUCCGGACUGGAAAGGACCUCGAUCGCCACCAUCAUGUCUAUCCAAGCGAUUUCGGACAUCACCGGACGUCUCUGCGUCCCAUUUUUGGCGCAGAAGGCCGGUUGGACAUCGAGGAACCUUUAUGUGGUUUCCUUGAUAGGAUCCACCAUUGGAAGGACCAUAUUGUCAACUUGGGGAAAUACUUAUGUGGUGGUGAUAGGUGUCGCAUUGAUUAUUGGGGUCGCAAAAGGAACAAAAGCGGUCUUCCAAACGUUAAUAAUUCCUGAUUACGUGUCUCUCGAGAGACUACCGGCUGCGUACGGAAUGCAAAUGGUUUGCAAUGGAAUUUUAUCUAUUAUUAUAGGCCCAUUUAUAGGUGUAGUACAUGAUUGGAUGAUGAGCUACGUCGGUGCUCUCCACUUCACAUCAAUUUUAAGUCUUUCUUGCGUUGUUUUAUGGUAUAUAGGAGGACUUUGGAAAUUUCGCAAAGAUCCUACAAGAGAAGAAAUGACUGAAGCAUAGGC